This is a messenger RNA of Scatophagus argus, 4775 nucleotides long. It is a transcript of the gene tp73, whose product is annotated as tumor protein p73. The coding region runs from base 1055 to 3073 and encodes 672 amino acids. Gene Ontology annotation, biological process: regulation of transcription by RNA polymerase II; apoptotic process; protein tetramerization. The record is from RefSeq and is a predicted model, not a curated record. The transcript is spliced from 14 exons. Gene Ontology annotation, cellular component: nucleus. NCBI's taxonomy places the organism in Eukaryota, Metazoa, Chordata, Actinopteri, Scatophagidae. Gene Ontology annotation, molecular function: DNA-binding transcription factor activity, RNA polymerase II-specific; RNA polymerase II cis-regulatory region sequence-specific DNA binding; protein binding.
AUGUUUUCUUUACCUGCAAAUCGUAGAGUAUUCCUAUUUCCCCACCUUUGAGGUAACCAUGACGUGUACAUACACUUUACCUUAGAACAUAAAGGCUAAUGAAUAAUCAGUGUAAGCGUUGUUGGACAGGAGGUUUUCUGCGGUUAUUUCUGGUCGGGAAAAGAAGCUGCAGGCUAAGUAAAUAAAAAAAGUCGUCUGUGUCCAGGUGGAAUCGCAAUUAAAUUGCACAGCAGAGCUCUUAAGGCCAGCUUCCUCUGGUCAUCCCGCAGAGGCGUCUUCUUAGAUCCCCUGCUCUGGGAUGUGGUUUCUGCGGCGGCACACACCUCUGGGGCAGCGGGAAAGUGCAGCCACGCCGCUGCAGGCCUGCAUGUCGCCUGUGUUCCAUUUCUUUUUUGUGUCAGUCCAUUGGAUCAUUUCGCAUGAAUCUAAACUGUCGGCCUAUUAGAAGAAUCGUGGUAAAAGCCACAGGAUCAGCUUUGGAGAAAAGAUAAAAAUCGGCCUUUGUUCAACAGUCAUGACAUCACUUCAGAUGUUUACUGAGCCGAAUCUCCAAUCGAUUCCGUGCAGAGCAAAGUGAAAAGGGUCACAUGAGUGCGGAGAAAAUGGACAGGGCCGCAACAAUCAGUUCAGUUAAAAGCCAUUAAUUUCAGAAAAAUAGUUUGCAUUUAUGGUGAUUUAUUGCGUCGUGCAUCUUUAAAGCCUUGCACCCUUGCCACACAUUUUUCUUGUGCAGUCCUACAGAGGGGGUUACUAAGGAGAUAUGACGCUGCUGUGGUGCGACACUGUGAACAUAGUAAACUUUGGUACGAACAAAUAUGCUCGACGGGGUUUUGUGCUAGAUGUGAUCAUUGCCACAUCGAACUGGAAGAUGGAGACCUGUCUUUGUCUGCUUUACGCGACAGACCUGCAGUCCAUUUGACUUUCAGUUUGCGCUCAUGACAAGCACGGAUUUAUCUGACAAUCCCCGAGUGUUUUGACUUAAACCACCACAGAGAGGCCCGGAUGUCCUCCUCGCAGAGUGAUCUGCCCCUCACCAGACUAUCCAUCCUCUAAGAUGUCCCAGUCCACUGCUACCGAAGAAGGAGGCACCUUCGAGCACCUGUGGAGCUCCCUGGAGCCAGAUAGCACCUACUUUGAGCUUCCCCCGGGCAGCCAGCCAGGUGAGCGUCCACUGCCUUCUACCAGCACCCCGGGCAGCCAUCGCAGCACUGCUGAGGGCUCCAUGGAAGUCUACUACCUGAGGGACAUGAACGAUAAUGAUAAUGUGAUGUCCCAAUACAACUUGCUGAGCAGCAGCAUGGAGAGCCUGGGGAGCCGUGCAACGUCCGCCAGCCCCUACAGCUCCGAGAACGCCUCCUCGUCGGCCGUGCCCACCCCCUCACCCUACUCCCAGCCCAACUCCACCUUCGAGGGCCUGUCGCCUGCCCCGGCCAUCCCCUCCAACACCGACUACCCGGGACCGCACACCUUCCAGGUGUCCUUCCAACAGUCUAGCACCGCCAAGUCAGCCACAUGGACCUACUCUCCGUUGCUGAAGAAGCUCUACUGUCAGAUUGCCAAGACGUGUCCAAUCCAAAUCAAAGUGUCCUCCUCUCCUCCACAUGGCAGCAUCAUCAGAGCCAUGCCCAUCUACAAGAAGGCAGAGCACGUCACAGAAGUAGUCAAACGCUGCCCCAACCAUGAACUAGGACGAGACUUCAAUGAUGGCCAAGCAGCCCCAGCCAGUCACCUGAUCCGAGUGGAGGGGAAUAACCUCAGUCAGUACGUGGAUGAUCCCGUCACUGGUCGACAGAGUGUAUUUGUGCCCUAUGAGGCUCCACAGGUGGGGACUGAGUUUACAACCAUCCUCUAUAACUUCAUGUGCAACAGCAGCUGUGUGGGCGGAAUGAACAGGAGACCUAUCCUCAUCAUCAUCACCUUGGAAACCAGAGAUGGUCAAGUGUUGGGCAGAAGGUCGUUUGAAGGUCGGAUAUGUGCAUGUCCUGGCCGAGACCGAAAAGCAGAUGAGGACCACUUCAGGGAACAACAGGCCCUGAAUGAAAGUGUGUCCAAAAAUGGCAGUGCCAACAAGCGCAACUUCAAACAGAGUCCGCCAAAUAUUCCCAGCCCAAAUAUUAACACGAGGAAGAGGCGUCAUGGAGAAGAAGAGGUUUACUAUAUUCCUGUUCGUGGUCGGGAGAAUUUUGAGCUGCUGAUGAAGAUUAAAGACAGCUUGGAGCUGGUGGAUCUGGUACCACAACAACUGGUGGACUCCUACAGACAACAAACACAGCAGCAACUUCUGCAGAGACCGAGCCAUAUAGCAUCCCCCUCCUCUUACUCUCCACUGUCCAACAUGAACAAGCUUCAUGUCCAUGGAGGCCUCAGCAAACCGCCCUCAGUCAACCAGCUGGUGGGGCAGCAGUCCCAGCAACACCCUACUGCCCCCACCUCUAUAGCUCAUAUGGGUUCAAACAUGCUCAACAGCCACCACAUGCAGGCCAAUGGUGAUAUGAAUGGUGGCCACAGCAGUCAGACUAUAGUGUCUGCUCCCCACUGCAGCCCGCCCCCUCCGUAUAAUCCUGACCCCAGCCUUGUCAGUUUUCUAACCAGUCUGGGCUGUCAGAACUUCAUUGAGUACUUCACCUCCCAAGGCCUCCAGUCUAUCUACCAUCUCCAGACUCUCUCCAUGGAGGAUUUAGGUGCAAUGAAGAUACCCGAGCAGUCCCGUCUUGCCAUCUGGCGAGGACUGCAGGACAUGAAACAAAGUGCUUCCCUUCAACUGCCUGCCUCUACUCAUCACCAUGACUAUCAUGGCCAGCAGCUUCUUCGCUCCAGCAGCAACAUGGCUGCCUCUGCCAUGGCAGCCAUUGGAGCAGGCGGGGAACUGCAACGCCAGCGUGUCAUGGAGGCUGUGCACUUUCGUGUCCGCCACACCAUCACCAUCCCCAACAGGUCAGGUGUUGUUGGGACAUCAGGGAUGGCGGCUGCUACUGAUGAGUGGGCUGAUUUUGGUUUUGAUAUGCCCGACUGCAAGCUGUCACGGAGCAAGCACUCCAUCAAAGAGGAGUUCAUGGAAAGUGAUGUUCACUGAGCCCGAAAGGAAUCUUUGGACUGUUUUGCCAAUAUUAUUGUCAGCAUCAGCCUAUUUACUCAGUAAAAGCAUGUGGAUAGGGUCUUUAAAUGUGCUUUUAAGUGUUGCUGUUAUAUUUCAGUCGUGAAUGAAAUUUCACUGAUUUUGCAGAGAAUCAAACUUAGUUUUGAGUGUGGCACAUUCUCAGUAUAUUGAUGCACUUUCGUGUGCUGUCUUUAUUUUGUGCUUCAACACUUGCUCCAUGCAGAAUAUUGAAAAUGAAAGGAGUUCUCAAUCCUAAACACCACUAUGACAUUAGCAUUGUCAAGGCAGUGCUAAACACAAAUGGCAUGGACUAUACCUUUGGGGACUCCGAUAAGUGCGUGUUAAACAGGGAAAUACAUUUAACAGGAUUUUGUUUGGUUGCACUGUGCAAUAAUACAUGACACAUUUUCAGCCUCUAAUUACAUUUAUAGUGGAAAUAAAAUGUAGCAACUGCACAAUCGCACAAAUGUCACAAUAGAUGUAGAUCACCAUUUCAUAACUCACUAAUUGCAAUUUUGUGUUUGAUUACAAAAUAGGUACUCAGCUGACUUAUUUAUUGUUCUCCCCGUUCUCCUUUACUUGUAAAAAUGUAUAUACUAUAUCUUGUAAAUGUUUUGGAAUAGAUGUGGUUGAAAAGGGGUAUUCAUAUUCAAAACGGUGUAUCUCCCAAUUGACCCAAAUGUAUAGAAUUGAAUGGUAACACAAACUCACAGCUAAGGGAACAUAUAGUUCUGUAUAUUUUUAAUGACUUCGAUAAUGUGAUGACCUCUAGUUCAGUAUGCCUUCAUCAUUUCAUUGUUAAAAAAAUUGUUCAGUGGGUUUUGGUAUUAAUAGUGUGUAAUCAUAAAAACUCCUAAUGGAAAUCACAGUCAUGCACAUGCAAUAUCAUAUGUAAGACAUUGCAUCCAUUACUUUUUUAUUAAGUCACAGAAAUACUGUGUUACUUCUUGUAUAGAUGCACAUUGCAAAACAGUAGAGAGACAAAAUAUCAAAAUCAGUAUUAUAAGUUAAUAGCAGGGAUCUAAUCAGAAUAGUGAAUAAUAAAUUGAGAAUCACAUCCCUGUUUACCAAGACACAAGACAAUACAGUAGCAUUUUCUUCCUCUUUGCAUUUUGAAAAACCUUGCAGGGCAAGGUUCUCAUAUAUUGAUUAUAGUUAGUGAUGUACUUAGUAUGUAGCCUAUCUUCAUGGCACUUGUCUGUGUAUAUUUAAUGACAUUCCAGUUUAAUUUCUAGAUUAUCAUCCAGCAUGAUUAACCAUGGUGCAGUUCUAGUAAUGUGUCAAAACUGUUUGUAGUAACUACAUGACUUUGUACCAUGAUAAUAAUUUGUGCUUAACUUGCAGCGAUCUUUUUUUUAUAAAGGCCUUCUUACUUACAAAGACAUACAUACUUUCACCUAGAAAAUAACAACUGGUCAAAGAAAAAGCACUUUAAUGCUUUAAAAGUAAAAUAAUUUAGGGUUAUUUGUGCUUAGGAUCAGUAUUAUGCAUUACCACGAUGUAAAUAGAAAUCGUGCUUGUUUUGAUGUUACUGGUGAGCUUUUUGUUAUCGGUUUUGUCAAGAUUAUUAAGAUGUGUUCUUGUAUAACUAUUGCUGUUCAUCAGAAUCCAUUAGUUUCUAAGGUUGUAAAGUUGUGUUUUUUCAUGGAUCAUGGAGAUUAAAACAUUUGCCUUUCUU